AUGCGGGAAGAUCUCUCUACCUCUCCGUUGUUGCAGUCGCCACGGACUUCUUACGAAUCGCUGGAACAUGCACCACCAUCACACUCCACAGAUCUACUCGAGGACCGAAAAAUCGACAACGAUGUCCUUCCAGAGACGGCCACGACCGGGCGUACCCUCGGCUGGGGCAGUGCCUAUGUACUCGUCAUGUCUCGAGUAAUAGGAACAGGAAUUUUUGCCAUGCCUGGCACUAUUGUUCAGACAGUGGGCAGCCCCGGUUUAGCACUUGUCCUCUGGGUCGCUGGAUCUCUGGUCGCCUGGGCUGGCCUAGUCAUCGAUAUGGAAUAUGGCUGCAUGCUUCCCCGUUCCGGAGGCUCUAAGGUAUAUCUCGAAUAUACUUACAGAAAACCACGAUUUUUGGCCUCAACCUUUGUUGCUGUUCAAGCUGUCUUACUUGGCUUCUCAGCGACGAAUUGCAUCGUCUUCGCUAAGUACACCUUGUUCGCUGCUGGCCAGCAACCAGGAGAUCUGAAUACGAAACUUCUGGCCUUGGGACUACUCACGUGGAUCACAAUUGUGCAUAGCUGCUUCUACCGCACCGGCAUCUGGAUUCAAAACAUUCUUGGUUGGUUGAAAAUUGGACUUGUAGUAUUUAUGAUCCUUGCAGGACUUUUUGUGGUCUUCUUCCGCCCUCAGUUGUCAAACGCAAACCCGGAGAAUUCCGCCAAUUCCUCGUCCUCUCUGGUUUAUGCCUACGAUGACCUCUGGGGUGGCUCGAAUUGGGGAUUGAACAAUCUGUCAACCUCAUUUUUCAAAGUCCUGUACUCCUACGCCGGACUAAGCAAUGUCAACAAUGUCUUGAACGAAGUCAAGAACCCGGUGAGGACUCUCAAGUCUGUUGGACCGAUUGCUCUGGCCACCGCUUGUGUCAUGUAUAUGCUGGUCAAUGUUGCAUAUCUUGCUGUAGUGCCACUUGAGGAGAUCAAGCAGACAAGAGAACUUAUUGCUGCACUGUUCUUCGAGAAACUAUUCGGUCCAGGCUUUGGGGACAAGUUUCUCCCGUUGGCAAUUGCGCUCAGUGCCGUUGGAAACGUGAUGGUUGUUACUUUCAGCACAUCUCGAGUAAACCAAGAGGUUGCGCGACAAGGUUUUCUGCCAUACUCACAGAUUCUAGCAUCGAACAAGCCCUUUGGAUCGCCCAUGGGUGGUCUAAUAGUGCAUUACAUACCGUCCUUCAUUGUCAUUGCCGCACCCCCAUCAUCUACGGUCUACUCUUUCAUCGCAGAUGUCGAGGGUUACGCAGGCCAAUUCUUUGCCAUAGCAAUCGGCAUCGGUCUGGUCCUGUUGCGUAGACAGAAGCCCGAACUUGUCCGACCUUUCCGUGCAUGGCUGCCUGCAGUGUGGCUCCGGAUUGUCCUCUGCAUUGGCUUGAUUCUCGCGCCAUUAUUCCCACCAAAGAAAGGGACAUCAGAUGUCAACUUUUUCUAUGCGACUUAUGCCAUUGUUGGCUUGUCAGUGCUGGAAGAAGAAGCCGAUAUCCUCGGUGAUGGGACGACCAUCACCAAACUGGUCCGCAAAGAAAUCUAA
Messenger RNA from Exophiala bonariae, 1566 nucleotides. RefSeq lists its product as uncharacterized. Gene Ontology annotation, cellular component: membrane. The coding region runs from base 1 to 1566 and encodes 521 amino acids. The transcript is spliced from 3 exons. NCBI's taxonomy places the organism in Eukaryota, Fungi, Ascomycota, Eurotiomycetes, Chaetothyriales, Herpotrichiellaceae. The record is from RefSeq and is a predicted model, not a curated record. Gene Ontology annotation, biological process: amino acid transmembrane transport. Gene Ontology annotation, molecular function: L-amino acid transmembrane transporter activity.